Molecule: messenger RNA, 1633 nt
Organism: Rattus rattus (black rat)
Lineage: Eukaryota; Metazoa; Chordata; Mammalia; Rodentia; Muridae
Product: protein phosphatase 1 regulatory subunit 14B-like
Exons: 1
Coding region: 16-459 (147 amino acids)
Biological process (GO): innate immune response; regulation of phosphorylation
Cellular component (GO): cytoplasm
Molecular function (GO): protein serine/threonine phosphatase inhibitor activity
Source: RefSeq, a predicted model, not a curated record
ACCCCAGCGGCCGCCAUGUCGGACAGCGACCCUGCAGGGGGCCCAGCAUUGGCUGACCCUGGGCCCGGUGCCAGUACAGGGCACCGAGUCUAUUUCCAGAGUUCCCCUGAGACCAUAGGUGAAAGCCCUGGCUCGGACAGCAAACCGGAUGAAGAUGAGCCAGUGAGACGGCCAGGGAAGACCGUCGUGAAGUAUAACCGCAAGGAGCUAAGGAAGCGCCUCAAACUGGAUGAGUGGAUCUUAGAACAGCUCACGGGUCUCUACGACUGCAAGGAAGAGGAAAUCCCAGAGCUCGAGAUAGAUGUGGAUGAACUCUUGGACAUGGAAAGCGACGAUAGCCGGGCUGCUAGAGUCAAAGAGCUGUUAGUUGACUGUUACAAACCCACCGAGACCUUUAUUAAUGACCUGCUAGACAAGAUCCGGGGCAUGCAGAAGCUGACCAUACCCCUGAAGAACUAAAACUAUUGACUCAGGUGACCGUGGUUCCACAGGACAAUCGCUGUCCCCCAACAUCAUUGCUACAUCAAUACUGGGGGACUCUGUAUCCAGGCCUGGUACCGUGAACAGGGAUCCUCUUGUCUUUUCCCUUGUCUUGGCCCUGGGACCACUUGUCUUUUCCUCAGUUUUCCGUUUUGGGGUUUUUGAAUUGUGUAUUAAACUUAUGGGACUUAAAAAACGAAGAACCACACUAGGACCAUAAGUAGAGAAUCGUAACUUUGGUAAUUAACAUACUCUUCUCCUCAUCUCUGUGAGUCACAUCACCCGGAAACUGUUGAGUUUGAAAUCAGCAGCAGUGUGCAGUCCUUUUUCUAAAUGAAGCCUCCUCCAAUUUCUCUAGAGAUUAAGGAGUAAUACAUUUUAAAAGUAUAACUGUCAACAAGUGAAUCAUACCCAUAAAAAUGGUAAUUUCAUUGGUUUUGGUGGUCCACCGAUUCAGUAGAUUUGUAAAAUGAUAGUCUGGGACUCGAUGGUAGAAAAUGCUGAAGGACAGGUUAUGCCCUUGUCUCCGGGGAGCAAAGCCCAGUGCCGUGUGACCAGGGGAGAAAGUACACACACACACACACACACACACACACACACACACACACACACGGAAGAGGGAGGACCAAGGGAGGACAUAGAAUGUAGGACUUAGAGCUGCUGUCACCAUUUCUUCUUCCUGAAGGAGGAGUUCAAGUCAUUCCCCUGCCUACCUCAGAGGAUGGAGAAUCAGGACAUCCACCCAUCUAGGACCCGAAGCUAUUCCAAGGUACUUCCUCCUAAGCUUAACUUCAGUGCCUGGCUAGGACUCCCCAGCUUGGCACAUCAUUUCCUAAUCCAUAGCUGGGACCUGUGCUCAAAGCAGGAUAUCAUCCUAGGCUUGCUGGGGUUAGCAAUAUAUGAACGUUUCAGUUUCUCCGGAGUCCAAACAACAUCCUGCAGCUUUUAAAGCUUUGAAGCUGAUUUUCCUCUUGCUGUGGAGACAAAGGAAUUGGCAUCCUACAUCUUUGAGUUUCAGUUCUGUUCCCGUUACUCACCAGCUCUGCAAGUCCAGAGCAAUCCCCGAACUGUUUCAAGCGUCUGUUUUGCUCCUGUUAAAUGACAACAAUAAAAUCCCUCCUCAUAUGGUGAGAAGUUACCUCCCAUACACCAA